Molecule: messenger RNA, 189 nt
Organism: Molossus molossus (Pallas's mastiff bat)
Lineage: Eukaryota; Metazoa; Chordata; Mammalia; Chiroptera; Molossidae
Product: cytochrome c oxidase copper chaperone-like
Exons: 1
Coding region: 1-189 (62 amino acids)
Biological process (GO): mitochondrial respiratory chain complex IV assembly
Cellular component (GO): mitochondrial intermembrane space
Molecular function (GO): copper ion binding; copper chaperone activity
Source: RefSeq, a predicted model, not a curated record
AUGCCGGGUCUGGCGGCAGCAAGCCCUGCCCCUUUUGAGACGCAGGAGAAGAAGCCAUUGAAGUCCUGCUGCACCUGCCCAGAGACCAAGAAGGCAUGUCAUGCAUGCAUCAUUGAGAAAGAAGAGCACUGUGGACACCUAACUGAGGCCCACAAGAAGUGCAUGAGAACCCUGGGAUUUAAGAUAUGA